AUGGUCUCCGGUUCAGGGAUCUGCUCUAAAAGAGUGUUUGUGGAUGCGAUGCACCACAGGCUUGGCCGCUUGGCUUCCAUUUUGGCUAAAGAGCUCUUGAACAGCCGGAGAUUGUGGUCGUCCGAUGUGAUAAACAGCCUGGUGGUCUUAUUUUCAGAAGAUGAAGUACUUGAGGUUCCUUCGCAAGCGAAGGAAUACCAAGCCUUCUCAUGGCCCCAUUCACUUCCAAUGAUCCCUCACAAGACUAAGCGCGGAGAAGCUGCUCUUGCACGGUUGAAGGUGUUGAGGAUUCAGGUUGGGCACAAAUAUUGCCUGUUGGGCAAACUCUUAUCAGAAGUCGGAUUGAACAAUUAUGAAAUUAUCAGGGUAAUUUCAUCUUUUCAUUUACUUCUCUUACAUAUGUAAUAAUAUGUUUUAUAGGAAUUUGUCCAGAUAAGAUACAGAAAUUGGUGUUUCUAAUUCUUGGUCACUGUUUGGAAUGUACUUAGCAAUGUCCCAAUAUGUUUGCAUUUAUAUAUUCUUUUACUGGCUAUGUCAUUAUUGUUGUUAUUUGUAUGAACAUGUUUGAUCUUUAAGAUGCAUUGGUUGUUAUAUAAUAUUUAAUGAGUCCUCAUUAG
Molecule: messenger RNA, 617 nt
Organism: Striga asiatica
Lineage: Eukaryota; Viridiplantae; Streptophyta; Magnoliopsida; Lamiales; Orobanchaceae
Source: the annotation of a GenBank genome assembly